Aspergillus mulundensis is the source of this 1695-nucleotide messenger RNA. RefSeq names its product alpha-amylase. Gene Ontology annotation, biological process: carbohydrate catabolic process. The transcript has 2 exons. Gene Ontology annotation, molecular function: alpha-amylase activity; calcium ion binding. NCBI's taxonomy places the organism in Eukaryota, Fungi, Ascomycota, Eurotiomycetes, Eurotiales, Aspergillaceae. Bases 1 to 1695 code for a protein of 564 amino acids. The record is from RefSeq and is a predicted model, not a curated record.
AUGCUGCCAUGGCUUUACGCUGCCACAUUCGUGGCACUGCCUACCUCAGUGCUCACCGCAAAUACCGAUGUCUGGAAGACGAGAUCGGUGUACCAAACCAUGACUGACCGGUUUGCCCGCACGGAUGGAUCGAAUACUCAUGCCUGCAACCUCACAGACGCCCUCUACUGCGGUGGAACAUGGAGAGGGACAAUAAACCACCUUGACUACAUCCAGGGUAUGGGAUUCGACGCUGUUAUGAUCUCCCCGAUCGUAAAGAACGUUGAUAAGCAAGCCAAGUACGGUGAGGCAUAUCACGGGUACUGGGCACAGGACAUGUACUCUUUGAACCCACAUUUUGGGACACAUGAGGAUCUGCUGGACUUGAGCCAAGCGCUUCACAACAGGGGCAUGCUCCUUAUGGUAGAUACGGUCAUAAACAACAUGGCUUAUACUUUAAAUGGUGGCGACCCAGCAUCGGACGUCAACUAUACCUCUCUCAAUCCUUUCAAUGAUAAGAGCUUCUACCAUCCUUAUUGCAGGAUUGACGAUUGGAACGACUACCCCCAGUCGCAAUACUGCUGGACAGGAGACAAUGUCGUUGCGCUCCCCGAUUUGAACACAGAGGACGAGCGAGUCCAAACCAUACUUGAGAUGUGGAUUCAAGAGAUGAUAACAACCUACUCCAUCGACGGGCUUCGUAUAGAUGCAGCAAAGCACGUCACACCAGACUUCCUGGGAGAGUUUGAGAAAGCGGCCGAUAUCUUUAUGUUCGGAGAGGUAUACGAGCGAUCAGUUGAGAUUAUUUGCGGCUAUCAGGACAAUAUAAUGUCUAGUAUCACCAAUUACCCCAUUUACUUCGCGCUCCUUGACGCCUUCACCCUCGGCGAUACAGAAUCCCUCCCCAACCAAGUCGAAACCAUGAAAAACAGAUGUCCCAGCGUCACAGGCCUAACGGUAUUCUCUGAGAACCACGAUCUACCUCGGUUUGCAAGUCUAAAAGAUGACAUCAACCUUGCCAGGAACAUUCUAACCUUCACUCUCCUCUUCGACGGCCUCCCCAUAGUCUAUCAAGGCCAAGAGCAGCACUUCUCCGGUUCAACAGAUCCCCACAACCGCGAACCCCUCUGGCCCUCCGCCUACAAUACAUCCUCCCCUCUCUACAGCUCUAUUCACACUCUCAACGCGAUCCGCAAACACGCCAUUCAAAUUGAUCCAGACUACUACAUCAGCUACAAUACUUAUCCAGUCUACCGCGGUCCCUCGGAAAUGGCCUUCCGGAAGGGCCGCGAGGGCAGACAAAUUAUUAUGGUCCUCUCAACUCAGGGGAGUAAUAGCGGGGCGUAUACGAUCCGUAUGAUGAAUGGCUUUCAGCCGUCUGUCGUCGUGAGAGAUGUGCUUAGUUGUAAGACCUGGACCGUGAAUGAUAUGGGGGAGUUAAGGCUUGACAUGGAUAAGGGCGAGCCGAGGGUGCUUUUCCCGGACUCUUUGAUGAGGGGCAGUGGACUAUGUGGGUAUGCCGGGGAGAAGGUCGGUUACUUGGACUUUGUGAAUAAGACUUAUUCGCCUGGAUCGCCUGGAUCGCCUGGAUCCGAGGAGGACAAGGAAUCCAGAGGUGUGGUUGCUAGUAGUGUUUGCGUUAGUGGUGGGCUCGGCGUACUGUUGGGUUGGGGGUUGUUAGGGCUUGUUUCCUUAGCGAUUUCUAAUUUGCUAUGA